GCCUGGGUGGACGGGGACAGGGGAGUCCUCCUGCAGCAGCUUGUGGAUACCACGGCAGAUGGGGCAUGCAAGAAUGCAGAACGCGAAGUCUUAAGGCUGGCGCUGCAGAAGCCGACCUGGCUAAUUGCCAAGCACGCUCAGCGUCGUGUGCAGCGCUGCAUGCUUCUCGCACGAAGAAUGUUGAUUGCUGCCGGUGGCCGAGCAAAGUCAAGGAGGCAGCCGGAGAGCCCACUUGAGGCUGGGGCGCCCUUCAUCACGUUCACUGCGCAGCACGCGGUGCGAAGUGCCUACGUCGCAUGUCUUUGGCCGGUGGGUGGAGAGCCGGAGGUUUCAGUGGCGGAUUUCGUGCUUUGCAAAGUCGAUGAGCAAAGGAGCUGUCUGCCUAGCAGCCACUUGCAAUGCCCGUGCAUUGAGGGAGGGGAGCCAGGUGAACGGCCUGACACUAUCUGUUUGGUGCAUUAUGAAUCUGUUGGCUUCGCAACUUCUCCAAUCGGCACAAAGUCAUGCGAGUUCCACCCCUCCUCCAUGGUGCCUCAUCGUUUCAGCACGAGCUUUCUAUCUCGCAGCGCCAGCCCGUGCUCCGAGGUUUACUGGGCAACUUGCGGCACGAAGUGCCUCCGUCGCAUGUAUUUGGAGGUGGAGAGCCAGGUAUUUCAGUGGCGGAUGCUGUACUUUGCAAAGACUAUGAGCACAGGAGCUGCCUAUCUAGGCGCUUCCGUGCCCGAAGAGCUUCCCGAAAUCGAAGACCGGCUCCAUUUCCGCAGUCGCAUCGAUGCUUACAAAGGGCUGCCGCUUUCUGAGCAGCGGAAGGAUGGCUCCUGCACUAUUGAAAUCAGAGAUGCCGAGCGCUGGCAGCCCGACCGACCAUGCCGCAGUGUUCUGGAUUCUACGCCGUCCUUGCUGGUGAAGUUCUGGUGCAGCAUAGGCAAGUUCACGGCGCCCCGCGUUACGCCCAGGAAGGCAUGA
Messenger RNA from Symbiodinium sp. CCMP2456, 966 nucleotides. The record is from the annotation of a GenBank genome assembly. NCBI's taxonomy places the organism in Eukaryota, Dinophyceae, Suessiales, Symbiodiniaceae.